Molecule: messenger RNA, 1678 nt
Organism: Salmo salar (Atlantic salmon)
Lineage: Eukaryota; Metazoa; Chordata; Actinopteri; Salmoniformes; Salmonidae
Source: RefSeq, a predicted model, not a curated record
AUGGGUAGCGAUGAUGAUGAAUGCACAGAGAGAGGUGUGGAAGAGGAGAAUGAAAACAUAAGUGCUGUGGGAAGGGUUAUUACCGAACCAAAGGACCAGAGGAGAUGUGAAGGGGCUGUUGGGGACCUGUGUGCUGCUGGAGCACCAGACCUCACAGCCAACUCUCCAAUGGUCACCUCCAGUGUGGCUCAAAAUCCUCAAUAUUUCCCCCCUGAAUUACACUCAAAAGAAACGACUGGUGCUGAAGAAUCAAGACCAUUUUCUCUAGACCAUAACGACACAGAAGAGGAAAACAAUGAACCUGCUUCAGGGGAGUCUUCUCGGCUGUCUAGCUGUGCUCAACCACCACCUAGUGACGUAUCACCAUCCUCUGAGACUCUUUCAAAAGCAUUGUCCACUGCACGGCGUAUUGCCCACAAGUGCUCCCAGUGUGGAAGGUGUUUUAUCUAUCCAUCUCAACUGGCUCAGCAUCAGCGAAUUCGCACUGGAGAUCGACCCUAUAAAUGCACCCAGUGCGGAAAGACUUUCAGUAAUUCAACUGGGCUUUCAAAACACCACCAACAACACUGUCUAGACGUGACCUUCGAUUGCCCCAAGUGUGGAGAGAGUUUCAGAUCUAUCCGCGAGCGGUUCAAACACCCAUCUACUCACAAGUCCCUCAUAUGUCUGUUGUGUGGAAAGAGUUGCCAGACGACUUAUGAUUUGCGAAAGCACCAGCAAACACAUAGUGUGACGCCUUCGUUCAACUGCUCUCUCUGUGAAAAACAUUUCAAGAUCCUGUCGAGCCUAACCAGGCACAACAGGACCCAUUCAGUGGAGGGGGGGUAUGCUUGUUCCAAGUGUGGGAAAACAUUUGGAUCUUUAAGUGAACGGCUCCAACAUGAGAGGACACACAGGGCACAGCUCAACUGUACGGAGUGCGGACGGAGUUGCAGUUCCCGCUCCGAACUAAAGAGUCACCAGCAAACUCAAUCUCAUGAACCGCUCUUCAACUAUCGACACUGUGUAGACAAAUUCUUUGGGUCAGUUGAGCUGAAGAUCCACCAAAGAACUCAUGCAGUGGACAAACCCCAUCAGUGUGACGCGUGUGGAAAGUGCUUUGGCGCCUUAGCCACCCUUGUACUCCACCAACGGACACACACGGGCGAGCGUUCAUACAGCUGCCCUUACUGUGGGAAGUGUUUCUCUCAGUUGGCUAAUCUUACUGUGCACACAAGGAUUCACACAGGGGAGAGACCUCACAUCUGCUUUCAGUGCAAGUAAGGGUUUUGCUCAGUCGGUGACAUGCAGAAGCAUGAGCGCUCUCACACCAAAGAGAAACCUUACAGGUGCACAGUUUGUGGAAAGGCCUUCACAUUGUCAAGUCAUUUGACGGUUCACAUACGCAGUCACACAGGAGAGCGCCCCUACACCUGCCCUGAGUAUGGAAAGAGUUUUGCGCAGAGCUCUGUCUUAACUAAGCAUCAAUUCACCCAUACAAGACAGAGGCCAUACCCAUGUUAUCACUGUGUAAAAAGUUACACCCGUCUCACACACUUGAAGAGACACCUACAAACACACACUUGAGGCAGUCCGAGGUGUUUUCAUGUUUUGGUUUCAUUCUGAAAAGCGUUGCCAUGGAAUUAGUGCAGAUUGCUGUUUCACUGUCUGUCUAUGUGUUAUGCUGAAUAACGUCAAU